AUGUCCUUCAACUGCUCCACAAGAAAUUGCUCUUCCAGGCCAGUGGGUGGACGCUGCACUGUCCCAGUGGCUCCAGUUGCCACAGCUGCAACCACCGAAGCUGACUGCCUGAGUGGCAUCUAUUUGCCCAGUUCCUUCCAGACUGGCUCUUGGCUCCUGAACCACUGCCAGGAGUCUUGCGAGCCCACUGUUUGCCAGCCAACCUGCUACCAGCGAACCUCUUGCGUCUCCAACCCAUGCCAGGUGACUUGCUCUCGACAAACCACCUGUGUCUCCAAUCCCUGCUCAACUGCCUACAGCCGGCCGCUCAACUUUGUCACCAGUGGCUGUCGGCCCCUUGCAGGCGUCUCUACUGUGUGCCAACCAGUGGGAGGAGUCUCUACUGUGUGCCAACCAGUAGGAGGAGUCUCCACUGUGUGCCAACCAGUGGGAGGAGUCACUACUGUCUGCCAACCUGCCUGUGGGGUCUCCAGGAUACAGUCCUGUGUGUCUAGCUGCCGAAGAACCUGCUAA
Microcebus murinus (gray mouse lemur) is the source of this 513-nucleotide messenger RNA. RefSeq names its product keratin associated protein 11-1 (gene KRTAP11-1). Gene Ontology annotation, molecular function: structural molecule activity. The record is from RefSeq and is a predicted model, not a curated record. Gene Ontology annotation, cellular component: keratin filament. Lineage: Eukaryota; Metazoa; Chordata; Mammalia; Primates; Cheirogaleidae.